AGGCAAUGCCUCUGAUCAUUAAUAUGAUGAGAGACCCUAGUACGAUCGUUCGUGAUUCUGCCGCGUGGACUGUAGGCAGAGUCUGUGAACUACUGCCGGAUGAGGCGAUCAAUCCUCUUUACUUAGAUCGUUUGCUUGAACAAAUGAUGAUGUGUCUUGCCGCAGAGCCACGAGUCGCAGCUAACAGUUGUUGGGUAAGUUCACACGCUACAGUUUCUGAAAAUAUAAAAAGCAACAAAUUUCCAAGAAGAAAGUCGUUCAUUUUAAAAUUCACACUUAAAUUAAAUUUUCACUUUAAUUGUGGCAAUGCUGUUCCAACAACUUAUCAUUAGGAUGACACCAACACAGAAAAAAAAUCUUGUUGACAAGUUGUUCCAAUAACUUGUUAUCGUCCUGCAAUUCAACAAUUUGUCAACAAGUUGUGAGUAACAACCUUCUAGCAACUUGAUAAAAUAACAGCAUUGUUACAACUUGUUGACAAGCUUGCCACAAGCCCGUUGCGAACACAUCUUGUUGACAAUUUGUGAGAUUUUUACGUGUGCAGAUCACGCUAAAAUAUAGUCUUCAGCAAUAUGUGUCAAAUUUGUCUCCCUUUGCUGUGUAGGCAUUUUCGUCGUUAGCCGAAGCUGCGCUGGAAAAUGCAAAAAAUAAAUUUGGAACUGACGAACCAGAUAGCUUUGCGCUGUCAGGAAGCUUUAGUAAAAUUGUAACUGAGCUACUUGAAGUAACAAACAGGUAUGGAAAUUCAUUGUGUGUUAAGUCACUCCAGAGUGCGUGUCAGUCAUUCAAUCCGUGGUUAUGAUCAAAUGCACUUUACAUCAAGUAUUCCUCUUACCAAAUUACGCACUUAGCUUAGACUAUUUUAUCUUUAACAAC
Molecule: messenger RNA, 876 nt
Organism: Paramuricea clavata
Lineage: Eukaryota; Metazoa; Cnidaria; Anthozoa; Malacalcyonacea; Plexauridae
Source: the annotation of a GenBank genome assembly